AUGGCUCUCCAGGAUGUUGUUGGCACAAGGGACCCUUCGCAGGUGCCUCCCUGGGUCCAGCUGCAACCCAGUGGGCCCGAGGUGCCCCGUCCCUUCCUGCUGUCCCACGGCACCACCACGCUAGCCUUCCGCUGCAGCCACGGGGUGGUGGUGGCAGCGGACACUCGGUCUUCCUGCGGGGCUCUGGUGUCCGAUCCGUCUUCCCGCAAAGUCAUCACGCUGCACCGACACCUUCUGGCAACCACGUCAGGGACCUCGGCCGACUGUGCUACCUGGUUGCGUCUCCUGCGUUGUGCGCUCCGCAUGAGGCACCUUUCGGAAGGCCGGCAGCCCAGUGUGGCCGGGGCGGCCAAGCUGCUUGCUCUCAUGCUGAAGGGAUGCGCCCAGAAGGAUCUCUGUGUGGCCACAUUGCUGUGUGGUUGGGAUUGCCACGGACCUGGUUUGCAUUACGUCUACAGCGACGGGACCCGUUUCUCCGGGGAUGUGUUGGCCGUGGGGUCCGGAUCCCCUUACGCCUACGGUGUGCUGGAUGGCACCUAUCAGUACGAUCUGCCCCAGGCGGAGGCAUUCUGGCUGGCCCGCCAAGCAGUGGCUCACGCUGCCCACCGAGACGCCUAUUCCGGCGGCAACGUGGAUCUCUACCACGUCCGGCCUGACGGUUGGGUCUGUGUGUCGCGGGAAGAUCUGAGUCAGGUUUAUCGUGGCUUGGUGUUCCGCACUGAAGAGGAUGGAGACGGCAAAGAGGAUGCCCGGGAAGAGUCCAACUAA
Notechis scutatus (mainland tiger snake) is the source of this 768-nucleotide messenger RNA. RefSeq names its product proteasome subunit beta 11 (gene PSMB11). Lineage: Eukaryota; Metazoa; Chordata; Lepidosauria; Squamata; Elapidae. Gene Ontology annotation, cellular component: proteasome core complex; cytoplasm. Gene Ontology annotation, molecular function: threonine-type endopeptidase activity. The record is from RefSeq and is a predicted model, not a curated record.